Messenger RNA from Hyposmocoma kahamanoa, 1314 nucleotides. RefSeq names its product protein takeout-like. Bases 158 to 997 code for a protein of 279 amino acids. The record is from RefSeq and is a predicted model, not a curated record. Lineage: Eukaryota; Metazoa; Arthropoda; Insecta; Lepidoptera; Cosmopterigidae. The transcript is spliced from 5 exons.
AGCGCGUUUUGUAGAACGGAUUAGCAGAGCUCAGCGUUGCGUGAAAAGCAGGCUUCACAUUGGCACAGACCUAUCCGAAUUUAUGCAACCAAAAAUGAGAAAGAACUCGUUUCAUUUUACAUAAGCGCCGCGUGUAGCCACAGGGGUCAGCGGCAGUAUGUCUCUGGGUUUCGAUACGGCUGCCGCCUUUGUUUUCGUAACUAUUUAUCGAGCAGUCGUACAGACAGUGCGUGUGGGUAGCGCAAUGUGUGAAAGACAUGUUAUGGUUUUCGCGUUUGUGGCGAUAGCUGCGUUCUUCCUGACAGCAGAGGCGAAACUUGCGCCGGACUACAUCCAUCCCUGCAACACCACAGAACGAGCCUGUUUAAUACAAGCCACCAAAGAUGCAAUUCCACACUUUGCCCAGGGUAUCCCAGAACUGGGAGUACCAUCGCUGGACCCAUUUAUCAUCGAUGAGCUACCCAUACAGCUGCCAGGAGUCAAGGUCACUUUUAUUGACGGAAAAGUAACGGGUCUCAAGAAAUGUCAGGUGUUAAAUGUCGAGGCAUACCUAGAGAAGAACCUCUUCAUCCUAGAAGUUAAGUGCAACAUGACCAUCAAGGGCAAAUAUACUGCCGUUGGAAGACUGCUGCUGUUCCCCAUCAAUGGAGAAGGGGACUCUAAAAUUAAAAUCGUGAACUCUGUAAUUAAACUAAACAUUAAGACCAAAUAUUUCAAAGAUAAUGAAGGCCGUGACCACUUUGGUCUCAAAAGCUACAGAUAUAACUUCGACUAUGGAGAGAGGAUCCACUACACCAUCACCAAUCUCUUCAAGGGAAAUCCUGAAUUAAGUAACACAGUUCUUCAAUUCCUAAACGAGAACUGGAGGACGGUGACCGAGGAGUUUGGGACACCAGUUGUAGAGUAUGCUAUGAAUGUCACCAUAGACACUGCUAAGAAAUUCUUCGAUGCAGUACCCUAUGAUGAACUUCUUCACGUCCCCAUCCCUAAGUAUUAGAAUUUUGGUUUAGCUUUUGUAAAUAAAGUACCUCAAGAAUUUAUUUUAUAGUGUUUGUUAAAAACACUUAUUUAUGUCUGGAACUUAGAUUCGUGCGACUUUUUUUUAAUUUGUUGUCAAGUUGAAACAAUAAAAAACAUAUCUUGAAGUAAUCUUUAGCUCAUUGAGGGUUUGGAUUUUCCUAAACACAUUUAGAUGUUAGUACCAAAGAAAAACGACAUAAUUGUUUAUUUUCUCACUUUUGGACACAGGCAACUUUUUGAAGCCUUUAUUUUUACUUGGCAACACCGACUAACGCAUGAAUAAAUUCCACAAUU